This is a messenger RNA of Gymnodraco acuticeps, 3367 nucleotides long. RefSeq names its product R-spondin 1 (gene rspo1). Bases 1033 to 1884 code for a protein of 283 amino acids. Lineage: Eukaryota; Metazoa; Chordata; Actinopteri; Perciformes; Bathydraconidae. The transcript has 6 exons. The record is from RefSeq and is a predicted model, not a curated record.
CUUGUCUGAGUUGGAUGCAGUUCGACGCUCCUAAAUGGAUUUUAAAAGCGCAACUCGCAGGAGCUUCAUUGCAAAUACGCAGCCUGACUUAAGAAGACGAAACAAAAACUCUCAGUGACUAAAUUCAUCGGAAUAUAUGUGUAUAUCUAUGCAUUUUUCAUGCGUAUAAUCUUUUACUGGACGAAUUUUAAAUUAAUUUCACAUUGCAAUGAAGUAACCUCAAAUUGUGACGGAUGUGAAAGAAAUGAAAUCAUAUGUCUUUCUAAAGGAUGCCAGAGAAAAGUUGCAUGGGGGUAUCCUGUAGGAGGAGUUCUUUGUGACCAAACAAGUAACGGAUUUUCCCUUAUAAAAAAGGAAAUUGAGUCCGGACUGCUCAAUGAACAGCAUUACCCGGAGCCCAGGCUGUACAGCAGGUCGUGGUACAAGCAGUUGUGUUUUCACCCAAAGUCAAGAACCUGCAUCCAUCUUUUUUCAAUCUGCGAGCUCAUAUUCUAUUUCCUCCUUAGAUCAUCUUUAAUAAGACACAUGCUUGUGAGCUCAGGCACUUAUUGACAGAAAGCCUCCUCACACAGCGGGUUCUCUGCUUCCUUGCCAGCCCUCCCAGAGCUUCAUGGGUUGAACCACCAGAGGUUCGUCAAUCUCUCUCUCUCCUCCUCUUCAUCCUCCGCACAACCCCUCAUCCCCCCCUCAGUCCUACAACCCCGCGCUGUCUGCUCCCUUUGCCUGUACUACCACCAACGUGAUGGCUUGUUGGGCCCCGGGCUUGUUUGGACUUGCGACCGCAACAUCAUCAUCCUCCUCGACUACACAGACUUGCAGACACAGCAGCUACUAGAGUGAAAGAUAAAGCGAGGCAGAGGGGAGGAAAAGGAGAGACAAACAGAAAGAGAGGACUACCAGAGGAGAGAGGGGGGGGAUAAUCUUUCCCAGCAGCAGAGGGAUCCACCUGUCCCACAGAGGAAGGGGGCCCCCCCACCUGAUCCAUCUGGUCGCAGGGGGGGACCCUGCGUAGCCGCUAAGGCAGCAGAGACUAUGCAGCUGGGACUGGUGGCGCUGGCAAUGAUCUUCCUCAGCUCCAUGGGUCAUAGCGAAGCUCUCAAGCUCUCCAAGGCGAGACGGCAGAGACGGGUUAGCACUGAGGGGCCACCAUCUUGCCCCAAAGGCUGUGAACGAUGCUCUGAGUAUAACGGCUGCAUCAAAUGUAAACCCAAGCUCUUCAUCUUCCUGGAGCGCAAUGACAUCCGACAGAUAGGCGUUUGCCUCGCCUCCUGCCCCAUGGGAUACUUCGGCAUGAGGAACCCAGAAGGCAACAACAGAUGCACUCAAUGUAAAAUAGACAAUUGUGAAGCGUGUUUCAACCGCCAUUUUUGCACAAAAUGUAAGGAGGGCUUGUAUUCACACAGCGGCCGAUGUUCUGUAAGCUGCCCUGCAGGCUUAAGACCGGUCAAUGAGACCAUGGAGUGUGUGGCAGGUCAGCGUCCUGUAGAAUGCGAACUUGGUGAGUGGAGCCCAUGGAGUUCCUGUAUGAAGAAGAACAAAACAUGUGGAUUUAAGAAAGGCUCGCAGUCUCGGGUUCGUUUGCCCCUUCUGCAGACCCACAGCCCGGACACCUCCCCGCCUUCUGUACCCUCGCAGACCUGUGCUCCACAGACGGAGAAAAUGAAGUGCAUGGUGACCAAGACGCCCUGUGUGAGAGAGAGGAAAAAUAAGGGAGACAGACAAGACGAUACAAACAGGAGGGAGAAUGGACGAGGACGAGAAGGAAAAGACGGCAGCAGAGGAGGAGGAGGUGGAGGAGGAGGAGGAGGAGGUGGAGGGAAGCGGAGAAAAGGCCAGAGCAGGACCACAACUGCUCCAAGCAUCACAACCAGCUCCGUCAGCUAAACUCCAUCGACUACUGGAGGGGGCUGAGAGAAAAACAGAGACAAUAUUUUUUCCAGCAGCACCCGCCAUAGACAAAGUUCAAAGUGAUGAAUUAACGCUGCUAUGCAUUAUAGAAGAUGCACAGAGAACUGGAGGAUUGCUGCAACACUAAAGGCUUCUGAGCUUUGUGAAUAGAUGAACAUAUCUGGAAGAUACUGGUGUCUAAGUGGCGUUCAGAAAGACUUGUUGAGUUUCUUUCCACUGUGAGGGUUCACUGCUGGACUGCAAAGCCGUGUUGAGGAUUGCGGUUUGUGUCGGCAACCAAACCGAUGUCACUCCACAGAUUCCUGUGUUUCAAAUGCAGCAUUCAAGCUGGAAGUCUAAUAAUGAAUGACAGUUCUCUUCCCUCUCGUCUGGUCUAUGAUGUAUUUUGUUCCAGUCCUGUUUUAAUCACAAUCUGUUCUUCAUUUGUUUUCAUCUUUUUGAGAGGGUGGCAGAUGGAUUUUCUCAAAAAGCCGCUGUUCAUGAUGUAAAGACAAUGAAUAAUAUUAAGUCUUUGUACCUUUAUUUCCUAUUGUGAUAUGAAACAAAAAAGAAAGGCACUGGAUAUCAUUUGUGGUUGUUGAGGGCAGACGCUAGACAGUAUAUUAUUUUGAGUAAGGAAUAUAUUACAAAGCAAGCCUAAGAUGAAGGAGGAUUACUGGCUUAUAUCCUUCUUUGGUGUCUUGACUCAACCUUUUUUCCAUUUGAUAGCUUAGCUGUUUGUUCAGAAUUAAAUGUUGGUGUUUGUAUCUGAAAUGAACCCUGCACAGAAAACAAGGAAUGCAAACAUGAGUAUUUGCAUGUGUACAUGGUUGCAUGUAAAUGUGUGCGUGUAUGUCUGUGCGUGUGUUUGUCUCUACCUAAAGUCUGUCUGUUUGUGUACUUUGUAUGCAUUUCUGCACGGUCAUCAAGUUGUUUGUCAAUGGAACUUAGUCGUUUGUACAUGUGUGUUUACGUUUGCACAUGUGUGUUAAUAUUGGUCUCAUAGUUUGAAGGAAUAGGUUCUGGAAAUCAAAAGGAAGGAAAUGUAAAUGCACAGUGAUAUAUCGAAUAUGCAGUAACUACAAGCCACUGAUCAUCAUAUAAGCCAUCAAAUCAUCAGCUGCUCAGUAGUCAUUUCUGUUUGCAACAGGGUCUGACGAUUUUGCACAACUAUAAUGUUUCCUACUGCUCAAGUUUCAAUACAAUCAAAGUAUUUUACACAUUUAUACUCAUAAAGCUUCAAAACAUUUCAGAUACAGAAAAAAGGGCGUCUUUCUCUGACAUUGUUUUCCAAGAGUCUGUUUGCUUUACACAAAAUAUUAGUUUCAGGAGAAGUUACACGUUACAUUAUUCAUUCAUACUAUGGAUUGUGAUACUGAAUAUGUCCAAUUGUGUUUAUCAUCAAACAUAAGAAGUAUUAGUCAUUAUGUAUAGCUUAUUCUGUGAAAGCCUCAAUAAAGUUCAGAUGAAGCUGAUGAAA